Blepharisma stoltei is the source of this 261-nucleotide messenger RNA. The record is from the annotation of a GenBank genome assembly. NCBI's taxonomy places the organism in Eukaryota, Ciliophora, Heterotrichea, Heterotrichida, Blepharismidae.
AUGAGAGGCUUAUAUUUUGAUGGGAGUACUUAUCUUUUAUCAUCUAUAUCAAUACUCCUUUCUCAUAGCUUUUCUAUUGGAUUAUGGCUAUAUGUAACAGCGAGUGGGGAUAUAUUGGAAAAACAAACUCGGCUUAUUUUAUCAUCAUCAGGAGUUACAGCUAUUAUGGAAGAUCCUACUCAAGCCACAGCUUCUAGAGCUUUGUCUUCUGGCACAACACUUAGUGAUUGGAAUUAUUUGUCAGUUACUUUUGCAUAUUAA